GAUAACUUACUGAUAUCCCUGUGAUUAAUUAAUAGUUUAUCUUUUUUAUAUUUUGUCCGUUAGAAUAUAACAUAAUAUAAUAGUUAUUGGGAUCAUAACCAUUGAAUUUUCUGUCGAUUUUAUUCUAUUUUAGUAGCCUGCAGGUUAUUUUGUUGAAUACAACUUAUUAAAGUUAAAACCCACAAUUAAUGUAUUUUUGUCGCUUCGAUACUCCAUAGUUCAUAGUCCAUAUUUCAUACUUCAUUUUCAUUCGUGGUUCGUUCGUCUUUCGUUUUCUUCACACAAUUCAAAAUUUCAACUAUUUCAGUACACGAAGCACGCUACCACACAAUAAACUAUUCGUAUUGUAUUAAACUUUUUUCCGUUAUAUAGCGCUAGUAAAAACUUACAACAUGUCUUCAAAUACUUUUCGUGUUCGUAAAUUGACUUCCAUAAACAACGAGAACCCUAUAAAAAAUAUAAAGAAUAGUUUAGCAACAAAUCGCAAGAAAACUGCUUUGAAAGUGUUAACAAACACAGUACAGUCAACCAAAAAAUCUGAUGGUAAAGGUCUUAAACAAUUGAAGGUAUUGCCCAUGAAAAAUUUUGAAACAGAAAUAAAAUGUAAAUCUCCGUUACAAGAUUUUACCUAUGAUCAAGAUGAAGAGUUUGAUCAUUAUGACUGUACAACACUGGAAAAUGAUGCCCUGCCUUCAAGUAUGACUUGUAACAUAGGAAUGCUAAGUGAUUUUUUUAGUUGCAAUAAUAAUGACCCAAGGGAUUUUUUUCUUGAAGACUAUCAUUCAAUAAUGAUUGAACAAAUCAAAAAUCAAUUUGAUAAUUUUGGAGAACCAGAAGUCGAAUACUCCUUUCCUUCAUUGCCAGUUAUGGAUUUUCCAGAAAUCAUUUUUUAAAGAUUUAAGAGUGGGUUUUAAUUUUUUAUAUGUAUUUAUUUAAAUCUUAAUGGUUUUGUUCACAUAAUUUAUCAAUAUGAUUUAUGUAAGUUUUUAUAUCUGUUAAAUGUAUAUAUUACGAUAUAAAUGACUAAGGAUUAUUUUCCUGUAUUAAUAAUUUUAAAGGCUGCUUCUAUAGAAAAUAUAGUUGUCAUAAUAUGUAAGUCAUUAAUCUGAAGAUGAAGAAUAAAAAAAAAUAUUAAUAAACAUACCUUGUAAUUAUUGAA
This is a messenger RNA of Myzus persicae (green peach aphid), 1159 nucleotides long. RefSeq lists its product as uncharacterized. NCBI's taxonomy places the organism in Eukaryota, Metazoa, Arthropoda, Insecta, Hemiptera, Aphididae. The coding region runs from base 393 to 893 and encodes 166 amino acids. The transcript has 4 exons. The record is from RefSeq and is a predicted model, not a curated record.